CUGAUCUGGAAGCUCUCCCUUACUGAAGCUCGCACUGUUCUCAAAAUGGCGGCAGCUCGUUUCGUCAGCUGUUAGCUUAGCGUCAGUAACAAAUACAGACACAAAAACGUAAAACUACAUAAUUCAAACAUUUGUUUUGGUAUUUCUUUUAUCCAACGGGAUGGCGAAGUUAAACUGCGUGAAACUGGAGGGAUUUAUGGCGGAAUUCGGUCGACUGGAACAGAACAUUACAGAGCUGAAUGGUGCUAGAAACCUCCUGGAGAUCAGGCUGGAGGAUUCCAACAGGCUGGUGAACUUCUAUGUAAAUAAGGAGCAGAGUCUCAGAGACGAGAAGGAGAGCCUCCUGCUGACGGUGGACCGGCUGCAUCAGACGCUGCAGGAGCAAUGUGACCUCAGAGUGGAAAACAAGAAGCUGAGGAUGGAGGUGGAGGAUCUGAAGGAAGAGAAUGAAAGAACAGCCGAGGCUGGACGGUCCGACGUCCAGCUGCUGCUCAGCCAGAUGGCAGCAGCUGAGGACAGACACCAGAGGGCGCUAGAGGCCGUCAAACAGCAGAGCAGCAGAGAGGUAGAGGAGGCGCAGAUACAGGCGCAGAGGCAGAUGGAAGCUAAAGAUGCUGAAGUUCAGCAGCAGCUGGAGGAGAUGAAGACGAGGAUGAAGGAGCAGGAGAGGGAGCGGCAGAGCGAGAUGCUCAAGCUGCAGAUGGAGUUUGGUGCGAAGUUAGCUCGGGUUCAAAGUUCAGCCCAGAGGAACCAGCAGCAGCUUCAUGGAUCCAACCUUCUGCCUCAGAGCGUCUUCAAGCGGAAGCUGCAGUUUUUCCAGGAGGAGAAGAAUAAAGAGAUUGCGGCUCUACGUCAGAGAAUCAAGGAGCUGGAGGAGAGCCAGGGCGCCGUCAGCAGCAGCAGCAGCUAUACGAAGAGGAGGAAGUUCUAGUUUGACUCGGUCGUGUUCAGAAAAGUUCAGAUUCGUGUUCUGGUUGCCGUAGCUUCGUUUUCUUCGUCGUCUUCGUCUUUUUCUCGUUCUGGAAGCACGUUGGACCCCACACUGCCGGCCGUCAGAGGCUCUAAUCCCAUUAGUCAGCAGCAGAGGAGGACGCUGAAUGAGACGCUAAUCUGUUCCUGCAGCUUGAAUCUGUUUCCAUUCAGAGAAAUAAAUCAGUCGACUGCUU
Molecule: messenger RNA, 1166 nt
Organism: Poecilia latipinna (sailfin molly)
Lineage: Eukaryota; Metazoa; Chordata; Actinopteri; Cyprinodontiformes; Poeciliidae
Gene: ccdc152
Product: coiled-coil domain containing 152
Exons: 8
Coding region: 161-931 (256 amino acids)
Source: RefSeq, a predicted model, not a curated record